Molecule: messenger RNA, 1100 nt
Organism: Acipenser ruthenus (sterlet)
Lineage: Eukaryota; Metazoa; Chordata; Actinopteri; Acipenseriformes; Acipenseridae
Product: zona pellucida sperm-binding protein 2-like
Exons: 5
Coding region: 286-633 (115 amino acids)
Source: RefSeq, a predicted model, not a curated record
ACCUACAAUGACUUCUAUGGAGCUCGGGAUUACCCUGUUGUGAAGUACUUGCGAAGACCCUUGUAUUUUGAGGUAGAGCUCCUGUACAGCAGGGAUCCACAGGCUGAAUUGUUUUUGGAGAACUGCUGGGCAACCUAUUCUGUUGACAGGAAUAGCUCUCCAAAGUGGGAUGUUGUUGUGGACAGCUGUGAGAACUCUGCAGAUGAGUACUUGACCAUCUUUCACCCAGUCUCCAGCAAUGCAAGAGUGCUGUUCCCUUCCCAUCUGAAGAGGUUUGAAGUGAAAAUGUUUUCCUUCACAAGCGGCCGGGAUGCAAUGAAAGGACAGAUUUACUUCCACUGCAGUGUUGUGAUAUGUGAUUCAAACCGGCCAUCAGACAGCCUCUGUAGCAGACGGUGCAUUCCAGGGAAACAGAGGCUUGGUCGCAGUGCUGAAGGGAUGGAUGGUGGUGCAAAGGCGUUUGUGUCUUCUGGCCCAAUUGAGCUGAAGAGAGAUGGAUCCCUUCACUUUAUGCCUAGAAGCGCCCAAUUCAAUGUGUGGUCCCUUCUGGGAGCUGCAGGAUGUGUGUGUUCAGUGGUUAUCUUCAUAGCUGGAGUUGUAUCUUUCUGGAAACUGCCAAAAAGUGUGUAUUGAUAAAUAACAAUCUUGCUUGUAAAAGCUUAUUUUUUUGUGCUUGAUUAAUUCUACACUUGAUAUGUCAGAAUGGCCAUGUCAAUGGGAUUUCCUCCUCCUUGCAGUAUCAAAUGCUUUGAUUUGCCCUGAUCAGGCCAUUCUCAAUAUGGUGUGUUACUCAAGGACCCUUCACUAAUUCACUGUGUGAACCCGGGGGCAAAGACUUUCCUCCUCCAAUGAGCUGUAACCCUAUUUUUAUAUUUAACAGUAACAGGGCAAUUACUAUACCUUCAGUUAUUUAGCAUGAUAAAAUUUAUGGAAGAAACCCACCCCCUCAUUUGUCCCUUUUAUUAAAUAUGUAUUGGGUAACAAUUUUCAUAUAAAUUCUAUUUCAGUAUACAAUUUAUACAUUGUCUUGAACCAGGCUUCAACAAGAAAUAAACUAGAGCCCUGCUUCACUGAUUUAAGAAUAUAUGUUUAACUGUUAA